Penicillium soppii is the source of this 1197-nucleotide messenger RNA. RefSeq lists its product as uncharacterized. The transcript has 2 exons. The record is from RefSeq and is a predicted model, not a curated record. NCBI's taxonomy places the organism in Eukaryota, Fungi, Ascomycota, Eurotiomycetes, Eurotiales, Aspergillaceae. Bases 1 to 1197 code for a protein of 398 amino acids.
AUGGGCUCCUCUACUACUCAACUCACCUCUAAGGUGACCUCAGGCUCGCCUUAUCAACUUGACAAGCCCCAGACCCUCAAAGCUUCCACGGCGUUGUUGAAGCACAUCAAGUCCACCCAACAGGAACAGGAGAAGACUGCAACCAAGAAGACCCUGAUUGGUGAUGACGAUUCCGAUGAUGAGAACGGCGCGACCAAGAACGAAGCCGUCUGGCUCGUCCUCACCACCAAGCAGCAUGUGGUGGAUAAGAACCGCCUGAAGCCUGGCAAGAUCGCCAUCCCGCACUCCCUCAACACAUCCCCUUCGCUCAGCAUUUGCGUGAUCACUGCCGACCCCCAGCGCGGCUUCAAGGACAUCAUCGCCGACUCCACCUUCCCUCAAGGCCUUUCCUCCCGCAUCGAGAAGGUCAUCGGUUUCUCUAAGCUCAAGGCCCGCUACCAGAGUUUCGAGAGCCGUCGUCAAUUGUUUGCUGAACACGAUGUUUUCCUGGCAGAUGACCGUAUUGCCAUGCGCCUGGUGCAGACCCUCGGAAAGAUUUUCUACAAGUCCAGCAAGCGCCCAAUCCCCAUCCGCAUCGCCGAGAUCGAGAGGGUUGACGGCAAGCGUGUCAAGAAAGAAAAGAAGGCACCCAAUGUUCCCACCGAUAAGGACUUGAAGCACUCUUCAUUCGCCCCUCCCCUGAUUGUUGCCAAGGAGAUUGAGCGAACCCUGAACUGCGCCCCUGUGCAGCUCGCGCCAUCCACCACAGCCGCCAUCCGUGUCGGCUCGUCCAAGUUUACAGCCGAGCAGCUGUCCGAGAAUAUCGCAGCCGUUGUCAAGGGUUUGACCGAUAAAUUCGUGGCCAAGGGUUGGAGAAACGUCAAGGGUUUGCACAUCAAGGGUGCUAACACAAUGGCCCUCCCCAUCUGGCUUGCCGAUGAGCUGUGGGUGGAUGAAUCUAACGUCCUGGAGACUGCCCCCGAGACAGACCCUGCCAACUUCCCCAAGAAGCGUAAGGCCGCUGGCGACGCCAAGCUGAUCGAGGAGAAGAACACCAAGAAGACCAAGUCCGCGGAUGAUGAGGAGGAGGCUGCCUCUGUGGCUGCACGGAAAGAGAAGCUCCAACAGCUCAAGGCUCAGGCUCUUGAGGAUGGUGACACAAGCAAGGCUGCCGCGCCGAAGGCCGGUGGCAAGAAGAAGAGAAAGUCGACUUCAUGA